UCCAUUUCUAAAAAUGAGAGUAAUUUUCAGCUGUAGGGAGAAUCGGUAAAAAUCCAGUCUUUUCCGUUGGGAAUAGCCAAAGCGGAGGGAAGGAUGCUGAUACUGUUCUCUUCCGCCGCCGCCGCCGCCGUGCCGGUGUUCACACCGUUUCCCAGGCUAUGCUCUCGAUACCCACUUCCCGUAUUCACCAAAUUUCUCGCCGCGGUUAACCGAUCUUCUUCAAUUAUUUGCACCGCCUCUAGGUCCGUCACUUUUGCCCUUUACUGCACUGAACCCUCCUCCACUGCGCCCUACGAACCCUCAGAAUCAAAGCAAAAGCCCUUAAAGCCAGGUUUAUAUCUGGUGGGAACACCUAUUGGGAAUCUUGAAGAUAUUACUCUGAGAGCUUUGAGAGUCUUAAAUUCUGCAAAUGUGAUACUUUCAGAAGACACUAGGCAUUCGGGGAAGUUGCUACAUCAUUACAAUAUUAAAACUCCUCUUCUCAGCUAUCACAAAUUCAAUGAGUCUACGAGGGAACAGGCAGUGUUAAAAAGACUGCAAGAGGGCCAAAUUGUGGCCUUGAUCAGUGAUGCUGGGACUCCGGGCAUCAGUGAUCCCGGUGCUGAAUUGGCAAAAUUAUGUGUGGACAAGAACAUACCUGUCAUUCCCAUCCCUGGUCCUUCGGCUCUCAUAACAGCGCUAUCUGCCUCUGGCUUACCUACUGAUGAGUUCACAUUUGUUGGAUUUCUCCCAAAGCAUGCUGGUUCUAGGAGAGAGAGGCUGACGGUUUCUGCAAAUGAGGCAGCAACUCAGAUUUUCUUCGUCCCACCUCACAAGCUUUGCCAGUUUCUUGAAGAGACUUCUUCGAUAUUUGGUGACUCUAGGCAGUGUGUCAUGGCGCGGGAAAUGACUAAAUUACACGAGGAGUUCUGGCAUGGCACUAUCGGCCAGGCCAUAGAAGCAUUCUCGGCUCGCCAACCUAAGGGGGAAAUCACCAUUUUGCUUGAAGGAAAGUUACGGAGUACAGAGGAGAUUCCAUCUGAGUCGCAACUGGAGAGUGAAUUGAGAGAGCUGAUCUCAAAAGGGCAUACACUUUCAAUGGCAGUCAAGUUGGUGGCAACAGGCAAGUCUCUGAAACGAAAAGCAAUAUAUUCUCUCGCACUUAGGAAAUUUGCGCGGCCAAUUGAGUCGGAUGAUGAUUGAUGUUCAUGAGACUUGGCACAGCUGCUGCAAACGUCUCCUCCCGUCCUACCAUCAUGACACUCGAGUUAAAAAGAGGGUAACGGGGAAAGAAAGAAAUAUUCUCGGCUGCCAUUGAUUAUGGAAGCCGAGAUUAGAUUACCUUCUUUAGCUGUUGAAGAGAAGAUGGUUCACUCUGCACAUUCCAAACAAAACAUUCAUUUUUGGUUCCACACAGCAUUCAAAACUCCAUGAGUGUGCAUGAUGACAAACUUCCAUGGAUGCAGAUUUGUUCCCUCCAUUGCUGGAGACGAAAAGGAAAAUUUUUUCCUCCCUCUGAUGUUUAGUUUUGUAGUUACUCUCAUCCAUGAAUCCAUCCUUGUUUAACUCUUUGAAGGCUUUCAUGUUUCCUUGAGUUUGUAUCUUUCUA
Molecule: messenger RNA, 1588 nt
Organism: Ipomoea triloba (trilobed morning glory)
Lineage: Eukaryota; Viridiplantae; Streptophyta; Magnoliopsida; Solanales; Convolvulaceae
Product: ribosomal RNA small subunit methyltransferase I
Exons: 9
Coding region: 94-1182 (362 amino acids)
Molecular function (GO): methyltransferase activity
Source: RefSeq, a predicted model, not a curated record